Messenger RNA from Sporothrix brasiliensis 5110, 933 nucleotides. Its product is annotated as putative aldo-keto reductase (AKR13). Bases 1 to 933 code for a protein of 310 amino acids. The record is from RefSeq and is a predicted model, not a curated record. Gene Ontology annotation, cellular component: cytoplasm. NCBI's taxonomy places the organism in Eukaryota, Fungi, Ascomycota, Sordariomycetes, Ophiostomatales, Ophiostomataceae. The transcript has 2 exons.
AUGACUUCAUCUAUUACCUCCCGUCCGCUUGGCAAGAAUGGCCCCAUGCUGCCACGCCUCGGCCUCGGCCGCAUGAACAACAGCGGCGCCUACAACGCCGUCGGCUCCGACGAAGAGCGCCUUGGCUUCUUGGACCGGGCCUACGCCAUGGGCGAGCGCUUCUGGGACACGGCCGACAUGUACCUGGACUCGGAGGACCUGCCGGGCCAGUGGUUCGCGCGCAACCCCGAGAAGCGCGCCCACGUCUUCCUAGCGACCAAGUUUAGCAUCGACAUGACGGUGCCGACCGACAUCAUUUUCGACUCGUCACCCGCGUACGCGCGGCAGCAGCUGGCCAGGUCGCUGACGAGGCUCGGUGUGGCGUACAUUGAUCUGUACUACGUGCACCGCCUCGACGGCAAGACGCCCAUUGAAACAACGAUGGCGGCGCUGGUGGCGCUGAAGAACGAGGGCAAGAUCAAGCACAUUGGCCUGGGCGCCUGCAGCGCCGCCUCGCUGCGCCGCGCCCACGCCGUCCACCCCAUCGCGGCCGUCCAGACGGAGUACUCGGUGUUUGCCCGCGCCAUCGAGGCCGUCGAUGACCCCAAGCGGGGCAUCCUGGCGGCGGCCCCGCGCGCUGGGCGUGGCCGUCGUCGCGAGGGGAACCUCGACGCGAACGUGGCCACGGUGGCCCAGAUGGGCGCGCUGGCCAAGCAAAAGGGCGUGACGACGGCGCAGCUGUGCCUCGCGUGGCUGCUGGCGCAGGGCGACGACGUGUUUGCCAUCCCCGGCACGCGCAAGGCGGAGCGCUUGCAGGAGAACCUGGCCGCGCUCCGUGUCGAGCUGACGGCCGAAGAGCAGGAGACACUGGGCACGCUGGGUAAGCAGGUGGCGGGCGGGGAGUCCCGGCCGGAGCACGUGGCCAUCCACUUUGCCGACACGCCGGAGCUGUAG